Molecule: messenger RNA, 1293 nt
Organism: Rangifer tarandus platyrhynchus (Svalbard reindeer)
Lineage: Eukaryota; Metazoa; Chordata; Mammalia; Artiodactyla; Cervidae
Source: the annotation of a GenBank genome assembly
AUGGCCCUGCUGCACUCUGGCCGCGUCCUGUCCGGAGUCGCCGCGGCUUUCCACCCAGGCCUCGCUGCCGCGGCUUCUACCAGAGCCAGCUCCUGGUGGGCUCAUGUGGAGAUGGGGCCCCCAGAUCCCAUCCUGGGAAUAACAGAAGCCUAUAAGAGAGACACCAGCAGCAAAAAGAUGAACCUUGGAGUUGGUGCCUACCGGGAUGAUAAUGGAAAGCCUUACGUGCUUCCAAGUGUCCGGAAGGCGGAGGCCCAGAUUGCUGCAAAAAAUUUGGAUAAAGAAUACCUGCCCAUUUCAGGGCUGGCUGAAUUUUGUAAGGCAUCUGCAGAACUAGCCCUGGGUGAAAACAAUGAAGUGUUGAAAAGUGGCCGGUAUGUCACUGUGCAGACCAUUUCCGGAACCGGGGCCUUAAGGAUCGGAGCCAGUUUUCUGCAAAGAUUUUUUAAGUUCAGCCGGGAUGUCUUCCUGCCCAAACCAACCUGGGGGAAUCAUACACCCAUCUUCAGGGAUGCUGGCAUGCAACUCCAGAGUUACCGGUACUAUGACCCCAAGACAUGCGGCUUUGACUUCACAGGCGCUAUUGAGGACAUUUCAAAAAUACCAGCGCAGAGUGUCAUUCUCCUGCACGCCUGUGCCCACAACCCCACGGGAGUGGACCCUCGUCCUGAGCAGUGGAAGGAGAUGGCGACAGUGGUGAAGAAAAACAAUCUCUUUGCAUUCUUUGACAUGGCCUACCAAGGCUUUGCCAGUGGCGAUGGUAACAAGGAUGCCUGGGCUGUGCGCCACUUCAUCGAACAGGGCAUUAAUGUUUGUCUCUGCCAGUCCUAUGCCAAGAACAUGGGCUUAUACGGUGAGCGUGUGGGAGCCUUCACUGUGGUCUGCAAAGAUGCCGAGGAAGCCAAAAGAGUUGAGUCCCAGUUGAAGAUCCUGAUCCGUCCCAUGUAUUCCAACCCCCCAAUCAAUGGGGCCCGCAUUGCCUCCACUAUUCUGACCAGCCCAGAUUUGCGGAAACAAUGGUUGCAAGAAGUAAAGGGCAUGGCCGACCGCAUCAUCAGCAUGCGGACUCAGCUGGUGUCCAACCUCAAGAAGGAGGGCUCCUCCCACAACUGGCAGCACAUCACUGACCAGAUUGGCAUGUUUUGUUACACAGGCCUAAAGCCUGAACAGGUGGAGCGGCUGACCAAGGAGUUCUCCAUCUACAUGACAAAGGAUGGCCGCAUCUCUGUGGCAGGGGUCACCUCAGGCAACGUGGGCUACCUUUCUCACGCCAUUCACCAGGUCACCAAGUAA